AUGGAGAAUAACAAAAACGUUUUCUUCGAUAAUGUUGACGAAAUUAUUUUAUCAUUUCUUACGCAUCACUUAGCCAGUCUAGCGGACCCCGAUACUUGUCAACAAAUCAUAUGCGCGGUGAAAAGUGGUGAAGAAUUACAAUAUAAUUUACUUUACCAAAUUCAAACCUUAGCGGGAAAUAAUGACGAUGUUGAAGGCUCACUCUGUGCCAAACACAUCCUAUAUGCAUAUGCUACCUGGCACAGCAGUUUUAUAGAACCAACGUACUUUGCGGAUCUGAGCGAACUACUGAAGUCAGCAGAUUCUACUAUGCGUCAAUGCAUUCUGUGGGCAUUUGCAUCGACAAUGCCAUGCACUACCAUUCUCAUACCAACGAUAAUUGAGUGCCUAUAUGAAUAUUUACACGACUCUGCGUUACAAUGGAUUGUACUGUUUAUAUUUCGAAAGAUGUCAGAAAAUGACGAGUAUAUUCAAUUAGUUUCCGAUGAUCGAUGGAUGUCGAUAAUAAGUUUAUCGAACGAUUUGGAAUUAAAAGAGCAAGCCCGUAUAACAGUCAUUCAUACAAUGCUCAAUAUUUGUCGAAAAAGAAAACAAUUAGCAGAUCAUAUCAAACUCGAACUGGAGAAAAUAAUUAUAAGCGAUAGUACAACGAAGAAAUUUCUUGUUGUUGCCACCAAAACUCUAUACAAGAUUGUCAUAAAUGGAGCACGCGUGAGUUCAAGUACAUUAGACAGGUUAUAUGAAUUGGCAGCCAACAGAGAUAAUUCGAUAAUUGAAUGUGUUCAAGAACUUCUCGAAUUUCUCGGCGAUGAGCGAAAUGUGUCGAAGGUAGUACUGCAUAGUUUAAGUUCGGAUGUAAAAAGAGAACUUGUUGUUACUCGAAAUACGUUAAUCGUGCAUUCACAAGAAAAUGUUAUCGCGCCUCUUACUGAUUCAGUAAAUUUUGAUCAUUUACUCGAUACAGUUGUUGACUUUGAUUGCACGAGCCAUAUUGAAAUUCGGCCGACACUUAUCGAAACAGGUGAUAAUCAAGCUUGGCAUCGUCGAACUGUAAGCGAAAUAAACCAUCUUGGUUUGCUAGCAAAACAAGGAAGUCUAAAGUCGCAAGACUUCCAUUACUUGAGCGACAAGAUGGACAAUGGUUGGCGCUGGCUUUCUAUAACACGGCGAACUACAAUGCAGAAGCUUGUUGCUACUGCCUUUUUAGAUGCUACGAACGCUGGGCAAACUCUACCAGAGCAUGCUAUUGACGUCAUGAUCGAUAAGUUGCUGAGUACGGAAUACGAAUUGGGUUUAAUUUGUGCUGAGUGUCUACUAGUAGUAACACGUCGAGAUGGAUCGCUUCAACCAAGACAUAUUGAAAAAAUCGAACGAAAGUUAGAUGAAUGUCGGAACUAUCAAGUCGGUUUUGUCAAAGAGAAGAUUAUUGAACUUUAUGCUCUAUGUGUGAAGAAUGGUCAUCAUGUAACAUUGAAUCUCGAGUCUAUCGAAGAUAAUCUAAUUUCAAACGAAACGUCUGACAAAGUUAGCUAUCUAUACUUCAAAGCAGCGGCUGUAGGAAAGCGAAUAUUUUCACCGAAACACAUGAAGAUCCUAUGUGACAUGGCAAAAUUAAAAGAUCGUUCUCUGAUGACGCGGCGCAACUGUCUAGGGGCUCUUCAGUACAGUAUUAAGAACAUGGAAAGAAAAUGUUCGCUCAAACCCGAGCUGAUCGAUCGGCUUGGAGAGAUUUUGCAAGAUGCGAAUGAUGAUCUUCGACAGUCAACUGCUGUGACAUUAUGCUUGAUUGGUAAUGAUGAAAACUCACGUCUGCCCAAUCGUAUUCUUGAAGGGCUUACAGUUAUGUUACAGUGUGAAGAUCAGAAGUUGGUAUGCAAUAUCUUAUCUAUCUAUAUGAAGUUAGUCAAAGCAAAAGAACGUCUAUCCACCGAAAUUCUUGAUAAACUCGUUAAUGUUUUCUUCCGACCAGACAACGAUUUUCUCUUGCGCCAACAGACGAUUUGGAUACUGAAAUAUGUGGUUGAUAACGAUCAAGAUUUACCUUCUCCAGUACUGAAGGCAAUCGAAGUCUGUCUUGAUGACUCUGAGUCUCAUAUUCGUAAUACUGCCGGACUCGCCUUCAUUCAAUACUGGCACAAAAAAGUCAAGAAACAACAUUUACUGACAACAGAAACCGAAGCGAUUCCUCAAGUAGUCAAACUUUUGAAGAUUGCAGUUGUUUACCAAGGUCAUAUUUUAUUGGAACGAACCAUUGCUCAUCUGGGUUGUUUACUCUUUGGAAAAAGUCAUCUUAGUAAUAUUGCUAUUUUACUUCAACUUGCCGAUCGCAAUCAACCGCUGCCAAGUGAUAUCAUUCAUCUUCUUCGACAGCACUAUUGUGCCGAUGUUCUUCGCUAUUCGAAUGUUUCGAUAAGCAAGGAAAAAGCUGCGAAUGAGUUGUUAACUAUGACUUCCACUGGACAACACAUGCCAGGAUCGGUUGUAGAAACACUUUUCAAACUAUUAAACUCGUCACAAUUAAGAUCAUCCCUGUUAACGAUCUUUGUUAACAUAAUAGAUAAUGGACAACGCUUUGAGCACCAUCGGAUAGACUUUUUCUGGCGAAUUCUUCGGAGAUCUGAAGAAGAAUCACUGAUUAAUUUGAUGAAAAUAUUCACCCACCUCAGCCGUCAGAACUAUUUAAUCUCCGACGAAAUCGUUCGUUAUUUGAGCAACUUCUUGGACAAACCACUGGUCAGCGUUUAUGUCGUUGAAAUCUAUCAGCAUCUUAUUGAACAUCACAAGUCACUUGACCGGCACAUUGUCCAAAAAAUCCUUCGAUGCUCUAACUCAAAUGCACUGCUUGCUGUUGAGCAGAAUCUACAACAUCGGUUGAUCAUGUGUUCAAAAACGAUUGCCCACCGAUGGCCAGAAGAGAUCAACCAAGCAGAUCUUCCAUCACUUCUCGAUUUAUAUUCAUCAUCACCUACAAUAAGUCAGGAUAUUUAUUCUAUUAUUGAAGCUUUACUUAGAAAUGGUCUGAUAUUGAUACCGGAUGUCGUUGAGAAACUCAAACAUCUAUUAAAUCAUUGCGAUAAUGCCGAAAUUCUGUCAACAGUAUCGAAAAUCCUCGUAUGUGCUCAGUCAAUCAAACAAGUAGUUCAUAUCGAAGAGGAUGAAAGUUUUGUUCAAGAUUUAAACAAAUUCUCGCAUGCAUUAUACACGGAUGAUGUCAAUUUAAAAAUAGAAGCGGCAAAUACGAUUUCACAACGACGACUUCUUUCCACUCAAAUACUCAGUGCUAUUUUUACUACUUUACGCGAUGAAACAAUUAAUGCGAUUACAAUUCCCCUACUAUUCCAAGCAUCGGUAACCCUACCAUCAUCUGUCCUUGAUGACCUCUUGUACGUAAUGAUUAGUUCGGAGCACUAUCUGCAACUAUUCUUUGCAUACGAACAGGAUUGGAAUCAAGUGGAAAGUGUUGCAACGAUGCUGCAGUCAUCGAAUCAAGCCGAUGUGUCUCGUGCUUUGCAGAUUUUCCAAGGAAUGCUGGCUCUUGAUCAACGAAUUCCAUGCGAAGUUUUCCUAGCCUGUGCUUGGUUAUUGAGUAUUCAUAAAGAUUUAACGUCGGGUAUACUCAUUGAAGCAUUGAAACAUGACAUCGAAAUGGACGCUGAUGUUUAUGAAGCAAUACAAGAUGUUUUUCUAGUUUAUCAGUCGAAACAGAUGUUUAAACUGAUCCAAAUUUUGACACAGAAGAAAAUCGUCUUACAAUUGGAAACGUUAGAAAUUCUUAGCAAACAAAUCACGAUUAGUGAAAGUGUCUUAGCUCUCGAAGGCGCUGCUCGAAAUCAACUGUUACCAAAAGAAAUCCUUUCAUGUCUCAUAUCUCAACUUUCCAAAGAGUCAUCUCUAAGAACCCUUUCUGUUCUUCGAUAUCAAAUGUUGCAGGGAGCUGUCGAAGAUCUUCUGGAAUACCUAACGAAACUUCGAUUUCCUGCAAUAGUUGACGAUGAAAAAUUAUCCCAAUUGAAAACAUUCGAUCAAUAUCUCGGUACAUUGCAUACUCUACUCUUCAUUAAUUAUUUUGACUCGACCGUAUUCGAUUUAACACCAGAACAGUGGUCCCGAGAAUGUUUGUGCGUUGAGCUCUUGACUGGAUGUGCAAACAAUGAACCCGAUGAAAUCGUCGGUUUGUAUCAUCAUUUAACUCUACUUGAACAAUAUAAAGAGUACGAUUUGUACGAUGAUGAACGUGAUCUUAUCCUCCAGGAACUCAUUCAAAAACAACGAACAUAUUCCUUAAGUCUUUCACAUAUCAAUCAGAUCCUAAUCUGUUUACAAACGUUAACUGAUCAUUCACUUGAAAUUCUCCAAUCAGAUGACACAAAUUGGUUUAUCAAUCUUCGCCGAUUUUUCAUUCAAGGCAAACUGGACGAAUGCCUCUGUAAUGCUAUCUAUUCGCGAGUCACCAUCAACCACCUUGCCGAUCGGAUUGCUAAACAAGACGUGAUUUCGGCUGACAUGAUCGAAAUUUUCCUGAGAAGUGUUCAACAACCUGAACAUAUCAUCACAUAUCUCGACAUGAUUGAAAAACAUCAAAUUACCAACACCGAGCUCACUCAACUCUUUUCUAAUGUAUCGAAUACUAAAGAUUUCAUAUCUUUAGUGCGUGAAAUCGAAUUGACCGUUGUCAAUCGUCUUCUCGUACGUCAAUGGCACGGUCCUCAAGCACAAUUGAUAUCCGCUCGCGGUUAUUUGCAUCGAUUACUCGAACUAGGAUGGAUGCUAGACAAACUGAUCGGAAUGCUCAGCUAUGUCCGAACUGAAGCUGACUCGUGUCAGAGUCUUGCUCACUUCGUCGAUAGUUUGAAGACAAUAUGCCAAUAUAAAAUGAAGGACGAUAUCGUCGCUAUUCUAAUUAUUCUUGAUCGGAAUCAUGAUAGCGGGCGAUUGUUACAGGUGUUGACUGGUGAAGGCAAGUCAACGAUUGUUUCCAUAUUGACUGUGAUUAAAGCCAUACAAGGCAAACGCGUUGAUAUCGUCACCAGUUCAAUAACAUUAGCGAAACGUGAUGUAAAUCAGUGGAAAUCGUUUUAUGAAAUGUUCAAUUUGACUGCUGCGCAUAACAACGAUGAGACAAAUUAUGUCGAAGGAUUCAAAUGUUGCUAUAAGGCGAACAUUGUCUAUGGUACAGCUAGUCAAUUCCAAUUUGAUAUUUUACGCGAUGAAUUCAGUUUAUUGAAAACGCGUGCUGAUCGACCCUUUGAUUUGGUUAUUAUCGAUGAAGUCGAUAGUAUGCUAAUCGAUGAAACAAACGCUACUGCUCGUCUUGCUGACCACCUGCCAGGAAUGGAAUGGUUAAAUCCUCUUUUAUGUCAAAUUUGGCAAAUAAUCAAUAAGUUUUCCGAUCCGAUCUCAAAUAGAGAUCAGAUUCUGAAAACGGCUCGAUAUUUUAUUUAUAACUCCAAAACACAAUUGAAGUAUCCUGCUCAUUUGAGUGAUUUCGUAUCUAGUUCUCUACCAUUAUGGAUUGAUCACGGUAUUCAGGCCAAAGUUGAGUAUCGCCUUGAUUACCAGUACAUCAUAAAGAAAGAUGAAAUGGGAACAUUACGUAUCAUGCCCAUCGAUUAUUCAAACACUGGUGUCAUUCAAUGUCAUACAACAUGGAGUGAUGAUUUACAUCAAUUUCUUCAAAUCAAACACGGAUUAAAAAUGACACCGCUUACUGUCACAACGAAUUACAUGUCAAAUUACGAUCUAUUCACUCGAUAUAAAAACGAAAUUUAUGGAUUCAGUGGCACACUCGGUUCUCCUGAUGCUCAGGCGCCUCUAAGCAAGAUUUAUCAAGUUGAUAACAUUGUCAUACCACCUUGCAAACCAAAACGACAUUAUCAACUUGAGACUGUUUUACCGUCAACGGAUGAGGAUUGGUUGAAUACUAUCGUUCAGAAUACGAUUGAUCAUGUCAAUAAACGUCGUGCGGUGUUAGUCAUUUGUGAAACACGGAUCGAUGCAAAGACAAUCUUCAAAGAACUGCAACGACAGCAGCCGACAACUCUUUCGUUUAAUCAACCGAAAUUUUGUUUGGGUGCUGUUUGGAAUAAAUCUGCAAUUACUUUUGCUGAUCAAAACAUUAUUGGAACACAUCCCCAUGCUCUUUUUAUAAACACAAACAACACAAUCUAUUCAAUCAAUCGGAGUACAAAACAAAUUCUAAUCUGGGCGAAUCAAAGUUCAAAUCCAACAAAAAACAUUUCGGGGAAUUUCAUCAAUUCAUUUUCGAUAUUUGUGACAAAUGUUGGAGAUAUUUUUAUCGAUAAUGGUCAGUCGAACAAGCAAGUUAAGCAAUGGAUUCAACGAAAUGAAAGUUUCAUCACUGUCAUGAGUGUCGAUUCUCAAUGUUAUGGUUUGUUUGUCGAUCAAAAUAAUUCGUUAUAUUGCUCAAUGUCCAAUCAACAGAAAGUGGUGAAGAGAUGGUUGAACGAUGUUGAUUUGAAACCAAAACUUGUUGCUGGAAAUGGCACUAAUGGUUCUGCUCUCAAUCAACUUUCUUAUCCUCGGGGAAUAUUUGUUGAUGUGAAUUUCGAUUUAUAUGUGGCAGAUUUAGAAAAUAAUCGUAUCCAACAAUUUGAAGUUGGGCAGUUAAAUGGAAAAACGAGAGUGGGAAACGGAUCUUCAUCUGUCACAAUUACACUCGAUCGUCCAAGUGGAAUUGUUCUCGAUGCACAAAAAUAUCUUUUCAUUGUGGAACAUGGAGGAGAUCGUAUAAUUAGAGAAGAUGCGAAUGGUUUUCGAUGUUUAGUUGGAUGUGAUGGAAAAGGUUCACAAUCUCGUCAAUUAUCCGGUCCAAAUACUCUGAGUUUUGACAUUGAUGGAAAUAUUUAUGUUAGUGAUUGGGGAAAUCAUCGAAUUCAAAAGUUUAAUUUUGAAAAAACAUCGUGUCAAAACUCUUCAUUUAUUGAAACAACAAAAAAAAUGCAACAAAAUGAAAUGACAACGAUUGAAAAUAUCUUACAAAGCCAACAAACGAUAAAAGAAGAAACAACAGAAUUUUCCACAACAAUGAACCAAAUUUCGACAAAUUUUCCAAAAAGCGAAAAAAAAUGUUCGAAUGUUGAAAUUGAUUUCAUUCCUCAUUCAACAUUUUCAUCACCAAUUCAAAUUCGUCGAAAUCGUGAUUUUUAUAUUUUAUCGAAAAUUCGAUUCGAAUGUUCAAAAUCAUUUCAAAUGAAAUCUCAAUGGAAAGUCCGAAAUUGUACAAAAAACUGUACAGAUGAACUUUUGUUCGAUUCGAUUGAUUUCACUCGAACUGAUUUGUACAUUCCUUCAACAACAUUUCCAUAUGGAAUUUAUGAAUUUACUCUUCAUAUUCAAUUGAAAGAUUAUCUUCAUAUUCGAUCGUCAAAAUCAAUUUAUAUUCAAAUUAAUCCAACAGGAAUCACUGCAAAUCUUGUUCCAUUGGGAACAUCGAUGAUCACAUCUGGUUAUGAAGAAGAUCUUUAUCUAAAUCCAGGAAAUUAUUCCAAUGAUCUUGAUGGUUUUGAAUUCAAUUCGACAGAUUGGAUUUAUCGAUAUUAUUGUCGAAUUUAUGGAACAUAUAAAAUUCAAAGUGAAUUCACAACGAAUGCACAAUCAUCGAAUGAUUCGUCAGAUCUUUCGUGUUUAUUCAAUUCAUCAAAAUACGAAUUUGUCGGAAGAAGAUUUCCGAAAGAAUCUUCAAUAAGAAUCUUUUCGAAUUCGUUUCAAUUAAAUGAAACAUAUCAAUUUAUGGUUCUAAUGAAUAAUCGUCGAAAUGUGACAAUUUAUGCAUCUGGUUUCGUUCUUGUUCAAAUUAAAGAUUUGCAAAGACCAAUGAUCAUUAUCGGAUGUGUCAUUUCAACACUUUGUUCAUCAAAUCUCGAAUAUCAAUUGAUAAAUCCAACAACACAAGUCGCUUUGUAUUCAUUUUGUUAUCGGAAUUGUCGUUCAAAUGAAAUUAUUCAAUGGAAUAUUUAUUAUCCAUCACAAAAUUCAACUCAUUGGAUUUUAUUCUCUCUGAGGAAUUCUUCGUGGUUUUACGGACAAACAACGAAGAAUUUCACUUCAACAAAUGAUUUAUUUUUGAUUCAUCCUGAGAUAAUUUAUUGGCGAUAUGAAGUUGUUUAUUCAUUUGCCGAUGAAAUAAGUGUCAGUGCAUUGAAUUUUAAAAUAAAUUCUAAACCAUCAAAUGGAACUUGUUCAAUCGAUCGAAUCAAUGGAACAAUCGAAACUUUGUUUCAAAUCAAAUGUCUCGAUUGGCAAAUCGAAGAUAAUAUCAAAGAUUAUUCUUUGUUUUAUUGGUCGAAAGAUCCAACAAAACGAACAAUCGUUGCUUUUUCACCAAUUUCCAAUUUCACUGUUCGUUUUCCAGCUGGAAAUUUUCAUCUUCUUGUUCAAAUUCGUGAUUUAAUGAAUUCAAUCACUGAAUUUAACAUUUCAUCAACUAUUUCCGUCACUUCACAAGAAACAAAAGGUUUAUUAGUUGAAUUACAUGAAAAUCACGAUCAAAAUUCCAUUGGACAAAUCAUUAGUUCGAUUUCUCAACAAUUUAAUCAAAUGGCCAAUGAAAAUCGUGAAAAAGCGAUACAAAAUGGAAUUUCAUCAACACAAAUUUCUGUUUCUUCAUUGGGACAAAAUCGAACUUCUCCAAAUGAUUUUCUCUCCAAUCAAUCAGCAAUGAAAGAAUUCAACGAACAAAUGAAUUUUCAAGCAGAAUUUCGAGAGAAUUUAAGUGAAUUCAUAAGAAACAUUCGUCCGAUGACAAUUGAAAGUAUGAAAUUACAAUUAUCAACGUUAAUUCAACUCACCGAAACAACAAAUCAAUUAACAAGACAAACUCUCAAAUGUUCUCAAUUAUCGAAAGAUCUUCAUUCUUUAUCAAAUAAAGUUCCGUAUGAAGAUAUUCAAAUGACCGGUCAACAACUUCUUCAAUGUUCUGCCAAUAUCUUAACCGGUGUCAAUGGAGUUUUACAACAAAGGACAAAUCUCUUAAAAUCUGAUUUUCAGAGUUCAACGAAAAUGCCUGAUGAUUAUGAUACAAAUUUGGAUUCAGAUUGGUCAAAUUUGAAAUUAUUCGUUGAUGAAAAUGAUUUUUCAAUGGAGAAAAUCAAUGAAAAUCGAAAUCGAUUUUAUCAAGAAAAAUUCGCCAAAGAAAUGAUUGAGAAAGUCGAUGAAAUGAUUUCAUUGGUCACUUCAUCAUUUAAUAUUCAUUUAAAUCUUGGACAGAAGAUGAUUAUCGAUACACCAGAAACAUUUGUUUCAUUCGAAUCAGUUUCAAUCGAAUCAAUUUCAAACAAAUCAAUGAAACAAGUUGGAGGAGCAGAAAUUCAUCUUCCAUCGAAUGUCACAUCUUCUCUCCAAAACAAUUCACCUGUUCUUCUCUUAAGAUCAAUGAUGGAACGAUUAGCCAUUUAUGAUACGAAUAGCAAUACGAAUCUUUCGACGAUGAUUUCAUUGACAAUUCUUGAUCGAAAUGGAAAUGAAAUUCCAUUUGAAACAACAAAACAAAAUCCAAUUCGUUUGGUAAUUCAACGAGAUCCAAAUGUUGUGAUUCCACCAAUGAUUUAUCAUAAUGUUUCAACAUUUAAUUCUUCUUAUCAUAAUCAAACAUUUCAUUAUCAUUUUGUGAAUAUUUCAUCUUCUUUACCAAUUUCCAUUCAUCUCGAAUUCGAACCAAUCGAUGUGAAUUUAUCUUAUUUGUUAAUUUAUAAAUUUGAUCAAAUUCCUCGAUUAAAUCGAUCGAUGAAUGAAAUCGAUGGAUGGAAAUUGUUUUGUUCAUCUCUUGGCAAUUCUCCUUUAUUUGUCGACAAUCAACAAACAAUUGGUCAUCAAACAUUUAUAUUUGGUUUACGCGAAUUGACUUCAUUCGAAUCCAAUGAAUUCUGUUCAAAUGGAACUCUUCCAAUUCCAACUGAUCCAGUUCAUUUCACUUCAGAUUAUCAAACGAGAGUUUAUAUAUCAGGUUGUUAUUAUCUUAAUAAACAAAAUCAAUGGAAAUCCGAUGGAUUAAUUGUUGGAUCAAAAACAAAUCAUUAUGAAACCGAAUGUUUUUCUACACAUUUAACAAAAUUCGCAAGUGGAUUUGUCAUUUUACCCGAAAUGAUCGAUUGGAAUUAUGUUUUCAACAGUGCAGAUUUUCACAAAAAUAAAACAAUUUACUUAACUGUCAUCACUGUUACCCUCAUCUACAUUACUCUGAUGAUCUAUGCACGGAAAUACGAUAAAAAAGAUUUUGAAAAAUUGGGUGUAACACCUUUGUCUGAUAAUCGAUCAUCGGAUAAUUAUUUUUAUCAAUUGAUCGUUUUUACUGGUCAUAGAAAAGAUUCAGGAACAAAAUCCAAAGUUCAUUUUGUUUUAUAUGGUGAAAGUGAAAAAACUCGUAUUCGAACAUUCGAUGAUCCUCAAAGAGAAAUUUUUCAACGUGAUGGAAUUGACUCAUUUAUCAUGAGAGUUCCAAAAUCAUUGGGAUUAUUAAAUUGUCUUCAUAUUUGGCACGAUAAUUCUGGGAAAGAUUCCUUUGCAUCUUGGUUUCUUAAAUAUAUAAUUAUUCGUGAUUUACAAACAAUGGAAACAUUUCAUUUUAUUUCCCAACGAUGGUUUGCAGUGGAAAAAGAUGAUGGAAAAAUUGAACGAGUAUUUCCAAUUGCAAAUGAAGAAGAAAAGAAGAAAUUUUUAUUUCUUUUAUCGAAAAAAGCCUUUCAUAAUUUCUCCGAUGAACAUUUAUGGUUUUCAAUCUUUGCUCGUCCACCAUCGAAUCAAUUUUCACGUGUUCAACGAUGUACUUGUUGUUUUGUUUUACUGUUCAUUUCAAUGCUUUCGAAUAUCAUGUAUUAUGAUCUCUCAAAUGAAGCCCAAGUCAAGAAAGCAACGAGUCUAUCGUUCGGAACAUUUUCCAUCACAUCAGAUCAGGUUCUCAUUGGCAUAGUGAGUGAAUUGAUCUCAUUGAUUCCAAGUAUUUUGUUGAUUCAAAUGUUUCGUCGACUUCAAUCCCGUCAUAAUCGAAUAAAGUCAACCUGCGAAGAGAACAAGAAGAAACGUUCAUUAACAUUUCCAUGGUGGUGUUUAUUCGUUGCUUAUGGAAUUUCUCUUCUGCUAGUUAUCAUUUCGAUUUUCUUUAUCAUUGCUCGUGGAAUUGAAUUCGGUGAUGUGAAAAGUCAACGGUGGCUUGUUUCAGUUCUUUCGUCAUUCUUCUCAUCGAUUCUUCUGACCGAACCAAUUAAAAUUUUAUCUUUGGGAAUAUUUUUUGCAUUUGUUUGUCGCAAAUCGAGAAAUGAAGAUGAAGAAGCAAAAGAAUAUUUCGAUGAAAAUCAAUUCAUGUUGAGCAAAGGUGAAGAAAAUCUUCAUUCAUCAAUUGAAAUUCUUCCAUCGACUCGUCCUAAUCGAUUAACUCCAAAUGAAAUCGCUUGUGCUCGACAAAUUCGUCUUCGUGAACUUCAAAUGUGGAAUAUUAUUCGAGAAAUUCUCUUUUCGAUUUGUUUUCUUUCUCUUCUCUUCGUAAUUGUUUAUUCAAACCAUAAUGAAAACGCUUCGUUUCAAGUUCGACAUCUUCGAAAAUCAUUCCCAGUGGAAAUCUCAUCAGUGAAUGAGUAUUGGGAAUGGUUAGAAGAAGAUUUUGUUGGAAAGAUUCGUGCACACAAAUGGUACAAUGGAAAGAAUGUGGAAUAUCUUCGUGGACAUCUCAAUGACACUUCAAAUCGACUUCUCGGUUGGGCAUUGAUGAAGCAAUCACGAAUUCGAACACAACUAUGCCCAAAACGAAUCAAAUUACAUUCAAUUUGUCGAAAUGAUUUGAGUUUAUCAAAUGAAGAGAAACGUUCUUUUUCUCCUGGAUGGUUUGAACAUUCCACUUCGUUAUUUUCUUCAUCAAUUUCUCAAUCAUUUCAAUAUAAAUCCAAAGAUCGUGGAUACAUUUAUGAAUUUCGUGGUUCAAUGAAAGAUCUUCGAGGAAAUCUUUCCGAACUUCAUCGAUUCCAAUGGAUUGAUCAACAAACACGUCAAAUUCAAAUCCAAAUGUCACUUUAUAAUCCAAAUGUGAAUUUAUUUACUUUUGUGAAACUUCAAACACAAUUUGAUUCAACAGGAAAUAUUGAUUUUCAAUCUCGAUUUGAACCAAUUCAUUUUUAUGCUUUUACAUCAUUUUCUCAAUUAAUUUGUACAAUCAUUUACUUAUUGUUGAUUCUUUAUAUGAUUUUCAAUGAAAUUCGAUCGAUUGUCAAUUUCAAAUGGAAAUAUUUGCUUAAAUUUUGGUCAACAAUCGAUCUGGGUCUAAUCAUUUGUUCGAUUUCAUCGAUUGGAAUUUACUUUUUUCGAUAUAAAACCGGAAAAGAAAUUGGAAAAUUGUUUCGUGAAAGUCAAGGUGAUAUUUAUAUAAAUUUAGAAGAAUCCGUUUAUUUCAAUGAUCUUUUGAAUUAUUUUUACGGUUUUUGUUGUUUCUUUGGCACAAUUAAACUUCUUCAUUUAUGUCGAUUUAAUCGUCGUUUAUCUUUAUUCGCAGAAACACUUCGUUUAUCAACAAAAGAAUUCGUUUCAUUUUCAUUAAUGUUUUCAAUUCUUUUCAUUUCAUUUCUUUGUUUAUUUUAUCUUCUUUUUCUUUCAAAAAUCCAGUCUUGUUCAACUUUAUUCGACACAUCACAAAUGUUAUUUGAAAUGAUUUUAAUGAAAUUCGAUUCGGAUGAAUUAUCUCGUGCGGGAACAUUUCUUGGACCAUUUUCUUUAACUUUAUUUAUUCUUCUCGUUGUUUUCAUUUGCUUAAGUAUCUUUUUAUCAAUUAUCAACGAUAAUUUUCGACUCGCGCGGGAAAAAGUCAUCGAAGAUCCGGAAGUAUUUUCAUACAUAAUCAAGAAAUUUCUUCAAUGGACAGGAAUAAGAAAACGACCUGAAUGGGAAAUUCAAGAAGAAAAAGAUCAACAAAUGCGUGAGAGAUAUUUCCACACAACCGAUACACUUCGAUUGCGAACAAAUCAAUUGGCCAAUCAGAUAAAUCGAAUGUAUUUUAAUCAACGAACAACAAGUGUCUAA
Messenger RNA from Adineta ricciae, 13017 nucleotides. NCBI's taxonomy places the organism in Eukaryota, Metazoa, Rotifera, Eurotatoria, Adinetida, Adinetidae. The record is from the annotation of a GenBank genome assembly.